Molecule: messenger RNA, 2221 nt
Organism: Papaver somniferum (opium poppy)
Lineage: Eukaryota; Viridiplantae; Streptophyta; Magnoliopsida; Ranunculales; Papaveraceae
Product: glycosyl hydrolase 5 family protein-like
Exons: 5
Coding region: 418-1914 (498 amino acids)
Molecular function (GO): hydrolase activity, hydrolyzing O-glycosyl compounds
Source: RefSeq, a predicted model, not a curated record
AUUAGAAAGAAAACAUAUCCUUCAAGAAAAGAAAGGUGUCUUGUGGAAAUGGCGAUAGCUAGGAGAAAAACUCCUCAUCCGCUCUUUGCUUGCUCUACUGUCUUUGCAAUCGCCAUAUGCCUCUUUGUCUCCACAGAAAAGAAAAGAACCACAAUAUCUCAAGUGAUUAUUGAAGAAAAAAGAAAAGAAAAAGUAUACCACAGUAAUUGACGCCUUGUACUCUUGUUGACUUUUAUCAACAACAAGCCACAACAACCCAAUGAACUUAACUUGUCGGGCCGGAGCGGGUCACAUAUCUGAACCUGGUGGUGUGCCGCUUUUCCUGCAACUCUACAUACGAAUUCAAGAUGGAUUGUCGAUGAAAAUGGACGGAGAGUAAAGUUAGCAUGCACCAAUUGGGUAUCCCAUCUUGAGCCUAUGGUAGCUGAAGGGCUGAGUAACCAACCUUUGGAUUCGAUUUCAAAGAAGAUUAGAAAUAUGGGAUUUAACUGUGUUCGAUUAACAUGGCCUUUGUUCUUAAUUAUGGAUGAUUCUUUGGCGUCGGUCACUGUUCGAACAUCUUUUCAAAGAUUGGGACUUGUUGAAUACGUUUCUGGAAUACAAGCUAAUAACCCAUCUCUCCUUGACCUUCCUCUCAUUGAAGUUUUUCAGGCUGUCGUAUCCAACUUGGGGGAGAACGAUGUGAUGGUGAUACUAGACAACCAUAUCAGUAAGCCAGGUUGGUGUUGUGGUGACUCCGACGGCAAUGGCUUUUUCGGAGAUAAAUACUUUGAUCCGCAAUUAUGGAUCAAGGGAUUGACUAAGAUGGCCUCCAUUUUCAAUGGCUCAACCAGUGUUGUUGGCAUGAGCCUUAGAAAUGAGCUUAGAGGGCGCAAGCAAAACGUCAAGGAUUGGUACAAGUAUAUACAAAGUGGAGCUGAAGCAGUUCACGCGGCAAACCCAAAUGUUCUCGUAAUACUAUCCGGGUUAAAUUAUGAUGCAGAAUUAAGUUUCCUAUCUAAAAAACCAGUGCGCUUAACAUUCACAGGAAAAAUAGUUUAUGAGGUACAUUGGUAUCAAUGGUAUGGAUUCAAUGGUAAUGCCAAUCAAGUGUGUGGGAAUAUAGUGAAUAGUUUUAUGAGGAGAGCAGGAUUUUUGCUUGAACACGGUGUGGCGCCGCUGUUUUUAAGCGAAUUUGGAAUAGAUCAAAGAGGUAGUAAUGUGAAUGAUAAUAGAUAUUUCAAUUGCAUGAUGGGUGUUGCUGCUGAACUUGAUUUUGAUUGGGCUCAAUGGACAUUAGUUGGGAGUUAUUACUUACGACAAGGUGUACGUGGAAGUGAGGAGUUCUACGGAAUGUUGGAUCGGAAUUGGUGUGAGACUAGGAAUUCUAGUUUUGUUAAAAGACUUUCUUCAGUUCAAGUUCCUCUUCAAGGUCCUGGUAUUUCUGAAACAACUCCAUACAAAAUCAUUUACCAUCCAUCUACCGGACUUUGUGUUAACAUAAAAAAAUCAUUGUUCGAACCACUGGAAUUGGGAUCUUGUUUGAGUACUGAAGCAUGGGAUUACACCCCACAAAAACAUAUAACACUCAAGGGAGCUGAUAACCUCUGUCUACAAGGUGAUGGAAUAGCGAAGCCGGUAAAACUUGGAAAUAUAUGUACAGAUUCUAAUUCGAAGUGGGAAACGAUAUCGGAAUCCAAAAUGCAUCUUCAAGCUAAGCUGGCCGAUGAAAAAAAUACGGCUGUUUGUUUGGAUAUUGAUUCUAACAAUAACAUUGUUACUAAUUCUUGCAAAUGUUUGAGUAGAGACAAUAUGUGUGAUCCUUCAAGCCAGUGGUUCAAAAUUGUUAACAGUACCAGAAGUACAUCAAGUUCAGCCGUAGAACUAUCUCUGCCGACGAACGAGCAAAAUCAAAUGAUUGAGUUGACGAUUUAAGAAGGAUUAAUGAUCAAGGGAGAUGACACAUGACGUGUUUUGACGGGUUCCGCAUGGUAGUUUUUUCUCUCUCUCUCCUGUGUGUUCUUUAUUUUUCGAGUUUGUACCUGUGUGAUGAUCUAGAGUUUUUCAUAGUACCUCGAGCGACUUUCAUCCAUACCUUUUACUAUAACGUGACCGAUACUUUGCAAGUUCCAUUUUUUUUUUUCAUACGAUGUACUAUGAUACUCAAUGCAGCAGCUGUAUUUUUUUACUGCAGAAAGUAAAUCACCUCCAUGGUCACAAUCAACUGUAAAAUAUCAUCUAU